GUCCGCGCUUUCUCUCGCUUCCUUUCCCACCCCCGCCGGCGGUGAUGAAGACUCGAAGCAGCAACAAUAGCAGCGGCAGCACCAAAAUCUCUGCAAAAUGGAUUCCGCUGAUUUGUGCUUUCUGCUUUGCACUUGGACUUGUCUUCUCUAACAGGAUAUGGGUUCCGUACGAAUCCAAUGGUCAGCAGCUCAUAUCCCAGCGCCGACGUGAACAA
Linum tenue is the source of this 215-nucleotide messenger RNA. Lineage: Eukaryota; Viridiplantae; Streptophyta; Magnoliopsida; Malpighiales; Linaceae. The record is from the annotation of a GenBank genome assembly.